Sporothrix schenckii 1099-18 is the source of this 1665-nucleotide messenger RNA. RefSeq lists its product as uncharacterized. The record is from RefSeq and is a predicted model, not a curated record. Bases 1 to 1665 code for a protein of 554 amino acids. Gene Ontology annotation, biological process: protein import into peroxisome matrix. Gene Ontology annotation, cellular component: cytosol. NCBI's taxonomy places the organism in Eukaryota, Fungi, Ascomycota, Sordariomycetes, Ophiostomatales, Ophiostomataceae. The transcript has a single exon.
AUGGUGGUCGACACCGCCUACUACGACCUCCUCGGGGUCGCGCCCACGGCCACCGAGCUCGAGAUCAAAAAGGCCUACCGGAAACAGGCCAUUGUCCACCAUCCGGACAAGAACCCCAACGACCCGUCGGCACACGAAAAGUUCCAGGCCAUAGGUGAGGCGUACCAGGUGCUGCAAGAUGCCGACCUGCGCAAGGCGUACGACAAGUACGGCAAGGACGCCUCCAAACCGUCGGAGGGCUUCGUCGACCCGGGCGAGUUCUUUACGACCAUCUUUGGCGGCGAUGCGUUUGUCGACUGGAUCGGCGAGAUCUCGCUGAUGAAGGACCUGACGGCGACCAUGGACAUUACCGUGUCCGAAGAGGACGAGGCGGCUGCGGCGGCCGCCCAACACGAGGGCGGCGACGGUGCUGCGGGCGACGAGUUCCCCGGCACAGAGGAGGCGGUCAAGGAGAGCAUGAAGACGGCCAAGGCCGAGGAGGCCGCGGCGGAGGGCGAGGCGCUCGGCGCGGAGAGCGGCCACGUCAAGCCGCCGCCGCCCUACGUCGCCGAGGAGGACCACCACGGUAAAGGCGAGCCCGUUUCGCCAAAGCCAACCGCAGGGGCAGGGUCAGGGGCCGCUAAGUCGGCGGCGGCCCCGUCUCCCUCGACCUCGGGCAGCAACACGCCCAGCCGCCACGCCAUCCCGAUCCGCCCGGCCCUGAUGGACCGCCCCUCCGACGAGGCGGGGGCGUCGGCCGCCGCUGCGGGUGUCAGUGGCGAUGCGGUCGAGGACGGCAGCGGCAAGAAGAAGAAGGGCAAGUCGGGCCUGUCGAAGGAGCAGCGCGAACAGCUGGCCGCCUAUGAGAAGGAGCGCGCGCGUGUGCGUGAGGAGCGCGUGGAGACGCUGGUGCGCAAGCUGCAGGACCGCGUGUCGGUGUGGACGGAGACGGACCGCGGCGCGGAUGUGACGCGCGCGUUCCAAGAGAAGAUCCGGCUCGAGGUGGAGGAGCUCAAGAUGGAGUCGUUUGGCCUCGACAUCCUGCACGCCAUUGGCCAGACGUACGUGUCCAAGGCGACGGGCUUGCUGCGCAGCCAGAAGCUGUUCGGCAUCAGCGGCUUCUUCAGCCGGAUGCGCGACAAGGGCACGCUGGUCAAGGACACGUGGAACACGAUCAGCUCGGCCAUUGAGGCGCAGCAGACGAUGGAGGAGAUGGCGCGGAUGGAGGAGCGCGGCGGCGAGGACUGGACGGACGAGAAGCGGGGCGAGUACGAGCGGCGGGUGACGGGUAAGAUUCUGACAGCGGCGUGGCGCGGCAGCAAAUUUGAGAUCCAGAGCGUGCUGCGGGACGUGUGCGACGCGCUGCUGCACGACAAGAAGGUGCCCCUCCAGAAGCGGCUGCAGCGCGCCGAGGCGCUGGUUCUGAUUGGCGACGUGUGCAACCGGGCGCAGCGGACGCCCGAGGAGGAGGGCGACUACAUGGCGUUUGAGCAGCUGGUGGCGGAGGCGGCGAUGAAGAAGGACAAGGAGUCCAAGAAGAAGAACAAGGACAAGGAAUCGAAGCGUGGCUGGGCGCGUGGCAGCAGCAACAAAGAGCCAGGCGAGCCGUCGGAGGGCAACGACGCCGCGUUCCGGGCAGCGGCCGCCGAGGCCGCUGCGGAGGCGCCCAACGUGCCCCGUUCUUAG